Messenger RNA from Ophidiomyces ophidiicola, 1551 nucleotides. RefSeq lists its product as uncharacterized. The record is from RefSeq and is a predicted model, not a curated record. The transcript has 5 exons. Bases 1 to 1551 code for a protein of 516 amino acids. NCBI's taxonomy places the organism in Eukaryota, Fungi, Ascomycota, Eurotiomycetes, Onygenales, Onygenaceae. Gene Ontology annotation, molecular function: protein binding.
AUGGCGGGAGCCUGCAUUUCGCUUAAAAACUCUUCCACGUGUCCUGCUUUUGCCAAUUCCUCGAUAUCUACUACUAAGCCGCUCGUCGACCUAUUUCCGUUCCUUGCGUUCGUGUCGUCCGUUGAGGACUUUGAUAGAGAGCUGGGCACAUAUGUGAACCAUGACUUCGUGAAGCAUAAAUAUCAAAACCUUUUCGGUUGCUCUAACGUCAAACUCACAAACACGAGUUACUUUUACGCUCGAUAUACAACCAGUGUUCUUUGCAAUGGAAUUGUUCAGAAUUCGAAAGAUCCAUGUCGUCUGUCGGCAGAGAACUCGAAGCCAUUGUGCGCAGAUACAUGUGCGCUGUCCGCUACAAGUGCAGAAUUAAUUGUGGCAAACUCGGAUCUCUGUGGCACUCCAAAACGCAAUUUCAUGGACCAAAUACGAGCGGACUUCACUGUUUGCGCAAUUCCUGCGGAUUCUCUUACUGGGAGAUGUAUCUCUGGGAGCGAGAACGAACCAAAAGAAUGCGGCUAUGGCGCAAACCUGCUUGGUCUUUGCGGCUUUUGUGCGGCGAGCUCACCAAACUCCACGGAUUCAUGUUGCGUUACUGCCGACGCCCCAAAUCGGUGUCGCGGGAUUGAUCUACCUAAAGUGACUGGUUUACCACCUCUUUUCCCCACGUCGACAUCCAGCCCUAGCCCCUCACCAAGUGCGGGUUCCGGCCGUCUUUCUGGUGGAAAGAUUGCAGGUAUCGUGGUUGGAGCUGUUGCUGGUGUAGGUCUAUUAGCCGUAGCAAUCGUGCUCUUUUUCGUCUUCUGUCUUCGGCGAAGACGCAACCGCCAGCAAAGUGUUUUCAAUCAACCCCCACCCUCGCGAAAGGGGCCGGAUUCUGUUCCUGGCAGCAGCGGCAAAACAAAUGCAUACGAGGUUCUUCCUGGAGGACGUGUGGCUAGAAUGUCCGCUCUGCAGAGCAAUGACAGCUCGCCUCCACGUGCGGCAAAAUACGAUUCCUCGGACUCUGAGGUUUUCCCUAGCCCUGCCAGCGGCUCCAACCGACGACCUCCUGUGACGGGCAGGAGAAACGCGUCGUUGUCUAGCGCAUCCGCCCUUGCUGGUGAUCCCGACACAUCACCAGGGAGUGGUGGGCAAUUUUCUUCUCCAGAAGGUGUUGCAAGCGGUCAAUCCGAACAACUUCCAUAUUUUAGAGACUAUUACUCUCAAGAUGACAUUCAUCCUAACGACAAAGUUGCCGUCCUUUGGGCAUAUCAGCCUCGCGCAGCUGACGAGUUUGAACUUGAACGGGGCGAUAUGCUGAAAAUCGUGGGCAUUUGGGAUGAUGGGUGGGCGACUGGCGUUCGAAUCAAUGAGAAAGCUGAUGACUAUGAUCCGCAGCAUAAAGCCCAGCGUGAUAGUGGUGUUUCUAAUGGCACUGGACGACGGGAUUCGUCUCCGCCCGCAUCAGGCGAAAUCAAGGCAUUCCCACUUGUUUGCGUUUGCUUGCCUGAUCACUGGAGAAAAACCAUUGAAACAGAUAUCCAGACGCGAAUGAGCACGGACACUCAAUAA